CUCAUAUCCGAAAGAUUCGAAUACGUCAAGGACUUUGAGCAACCUGAUGUAUUGCUUCCCAAUACGUGGAUCGUGGUCCGCAUUGACGGAAGAGGAUUUCACAAGUUAUCAGACCACUAUGAGUUUCAAAAGCCUAAUGACCGCCGGGCUCUGGACCUCAUGAAUACGGCCGCAGUUGAGGUCAUGAAGGAUCUGCCAGAUCUAUGCAUCGCCUAUGGCGUCAGCGACGAGUUCAGGUAUACCCAUCUCUUCUUUCCCUCUGGACUAUUUUCACUGACUCCUCCUCCUCCAAGCUUUGUCUUCCAUCCAACUUGUCAGCUCUUCGAGCGACGAAACGCGAAACUAGUGACCACCAUUGUGUCCACAUUCACAGCACAUUACAUCUAUCAAUGGUCAAAUUUCUUUCCCGAUAAGCCGCUUCAGCCACCAUUUUUGCCGUCCUUUGAUGGACGCGCGGUCAUAUAUCCUUCAAAUCGAAUUCUCAGAGACUACAUGAGCUGGAGACAAGUCGAUUGCCAUAUCAACAACCUUUACAAUACAACAUUCUGGACCAUGGUGCUCAAGGGUGGAAUGAGCAAUACAGACGCCGAGCAGGAGUUGAAGGGCACUGUUUCUGCCGAUAAGAAUGAGAUCCUCUUCAAACGCUUUGGCAUAAAUUAUAACAACGAAGAGGAAAUAUACAAGAAAGGGAGCGUCCUUUAUCGCCAGUUCGAGCUCCAGGAACCGCAACCAGUUCCUGCAUCAACAACAGAAGAGGCUGCAGAGCCGGAACCGAAGCAAUCAAGAUCGCAACAAGACAAGCUUCGCAAGCUCCGUCGAAAGGCUCGGGUAGUGGUAGACCAUGUUGACAUUAUCAAAGAUGAUUUCUGGGAGAGGCGGCCCUGGAUCCUCUCGAAUAAGCCUGGCACCCUGCCAGCGCAGACUUGA
Penicillium chermesinum is the source of this 927-nucleotide messenger RNA. RefSeq names its product tRNA guanylyltransferase. Gene Ontology annotation, biological process: tRNA modification. Lineage: Eukaryota; Fungi; Ascomycota; Eurotiomycetes; Eurotiales; Aspergillaceae. The record is from RefSeq and is a predicted model, not a curated record. The transcript has 6 exons. Gene Ontology annotation, molecular function: tRNA guanylyltransferase activity; magnesium ion binding. The annotation marks the transcript as partial.